UCUCACUAUAAAAAAAUAAAAAUAAUCAAAUAGGACGGCUCAGACAGAAUAUUAUUCUAUGAGCUUAAUAAAGACAAUUUGGUUUGGAUAUAUAUACAAAUCCACACCCAAACUUCAAAAUAUAUAUCUCAUAUCUAUACACACAAUCGAGGAGCAACUGUGCAAUAUACAGAAAUACAGAAAUGGAUACUGCUGCUUCAUUGACGACCGUCGAUCACGGCGGUGGUGGUGGCACGACGAUCUCCGCCGUCCACCCCGACAUUCUUCAGACCCACAUCCUGACCCGACUCGACGGCCCAACCCUCGCCUCCGCCUCCUCCACGUCCUCCCAACUCCGCGCUCUCUCCUCCCAAGACCAACUCUGGCGUUACAUCUGCAACGACAAGUGGCCCUCCACCGCCCACCCACGUGUCCGCCGCCUCAUCUCCUCCUUCCCCUCGGCCCACCGCUCUUUCUUCUCCGACUCCUUCCCUUCUCUGGACCACCGCCGCUCUCCCCCCAAUCGCCGCCGUACUCCGCCUCCUCCUUCCCAGCUGUUCUCCGCCGUCGAUCUGCAUUACCAGACCAAACCCGUUCUCUCCAAGGCCCUCGCCACCGAGACUAUAACCGGGUUGAUGCUCGGCGCGGAUUUCCGGAUCGAUCUUCUCGACCCGAAAGAGACCGUUCCAAUGCCGGUGAAUUUGGAUUUCAGGGACGACACGUGCGAGUCGGAUCUCGAAGAGAACUUGACUCUCAGCUGGAUCGUGAUCGACCCGGUUCGAAAUCGGGCCGCGAAUUUCUCCAGUUUUAGACCCGUUUCGGUCGACCGGAACUGGUUGACCGGAGAUAUAGAGCUCCGGUACGUGACGGUUCUCUCCGGUGACCGGAGGGGUGAGGUGCUACAGUGUUGUGCGAUUGUCACGUGCGGGGGGAGAGAAGGAGGGGGGUUGCACGUGAGGGAGGUGAGCUUGCAGGUGGAGGACAUGGAGGGGAAAAAUUUGGGGUGGGAGGAGAGUUUGGUAAUUUUGCUGGAGGCUGUGGAGGGUGGGAAGAGAAGGAUAGGGAAGAGAGGGGAAGAGAAAGAAGGUUAUGAGAUGUGCUUGAAGAUGAAGAAAGAGAGAAGCGAGAGAAAGAAGAGGAGACAGAAGAGGCUGGAGGUGGCCAGCAUUGCCACUGCUGUCACCAUUUUCGUUGCCUUUUGGGUGUUUGUUGUUAUUAGGAUUUUACAGUUUUUACAUUUGGUUUAGAUGGGAAGUCAUAAAUUUUAUUUUAUUAUUUGUUGAAAAAAAAAAUUAGGAGGAAUGAUAAAUACGGAUGAGUGACAAAUUAAACAGUGAUAAAGGUGUAUUUUAAUCUCGUAUGUAAAUAGUAAUUUACAAUGUAAGAAGUGAUGGUGAUUGUUUCA
Molecule: messenger RNA, 1384 nt
Organism: Camellia sinensis
Lineage: Eukaryota; Viridiplantae; Streptophyta; Magnoliopsida; Ericales; Theaceae
Product: F-box protein At2g27310
Molecular function (GO): protein binding
Source: RefSeq, a predicted model, not a curated record